Molecule: messenger RNA, 7033 nt
Organism: Zeugodacus cucurbitae (melon fly)
Lineage: Eukaryota; Metazoa; Arthropoda; Insecta; Diptera; Tephritidae
Gene: DNApol-theta
Product: DNA polymerase theta
Exons: 14
Coding region: 99-6926 (2275 amino acids)
Biological process (GO): DNA-templated DNA replication; double-strand break repair via alternative nonhomologous end joining
Molecular function (GO): DNA binding; ATP binding; DNA-directed DNA polymerase activity
Source: RefSeq, a predicted model, not a curated record
CGAUAAAACAGUUAAGGCGCUCAUUCAAUCGGUUCAUUUGUUUAUUUGAAAUUUUAUUUCAUUUCUUACAACUUUAAGUGUCCUAAAAACAUUUUAGGAUGGCCUUCUCCCAGUCGCUAGAUAUUGGGAAUAGCACUUUAUUAAAUUUAGACAGUCAGGCACGUCAUGCCUUUGAUAUAGGAGAGAAAGGUCAACAAGACGCGCACAAUAAAUUAGGGAAUAAAGAAGAUGCAGUGGAUGUGAUACAGGAGUCGCCGGAACAUGGCAAACGCUCCAAGCAAUUUAGUAAUAUUGCUGGUAUGUCCAUGUUUAGCAGGUCACGUACACAGCGACAAUUAUCUCGGAACAACUGCAGUAAGACAUCUGCCCAAAAUGUGGAUGUAUCAGAAAAAGAUAGGCGACGAUUGCGGAGAAGCAAAUCGGAUUCGACACUACAAAAACCAAACACUUUAAAUGGCACCAACAAAGCUGAGAAUUACACUGAAUUGUUUCGUAGUGGCUUUACGUUUUCUAUAGAAGGAGAACAGCAAAAAAGUGCUUUUGGUGAAAGUGGUUCUGUAUUGCGUGUCUCACAAAUUGAAGCAGUUUUUGAAAUGAUACAGGAGGAAAAGUUGGAAGUGGCGGUAGAUGUAGAUGAAAUGAUUGUGGAGGAUGAGCAUGCUGUAAAUAAUGAUUUAGAUAUGCCCAUAUUCUCUGAAGAUUUAAAUGCACUAUUGGCAAAUGUGAAAAGUAUACAAGAAGAAAAAGACGUGUCUGACGUGGCUGCACCUAGUUCAAUGUCUUUGUCGCAGUUUGCGAUUGAUAGUACUAAAUGUGAAGAAAAAAUUACAGACGAAAUAGCUGAAGUUGAUGCACGCCAAUUGGAUCAGAGUAGAUUUAUUUGCGCUGAUGCGGGCAGUUUAGAAGCAAAACAGCAAUUAGAAAAAGAAUUAGAAAUUAGUCGGCGGGAAGUGACUAAAGUUGAUGAAGUUUUGCAGCCAAAGAAAGUGAGAACAGGCGCGAAUGCAUCUUAUGCACAACGUUCUACCACAAGUUUCACAACCACAAAUGUCACCUCAGUAAAAAAAACGGAUGAUAUUGUGCGCGAUUUAGAAACACUAAAACGUAUUAGCGCUUGGAAUUUGCCACAUAGUGUUUUAAAGGAAUACGAAAAGAAGGGUGUGAUAAAAAUGUUUGAUUGGCAAGUAGAAUGCCUCAGUAAUCCUAAGGUUAUAUUUGAACACUGCAAUCUCGUCUACUCUGCACCCACUUCUGCUGGUAAAUCUUUAGUCAGUGAGAUUUUACUAUUAAAAACUGUGUUGGAGCGUAACAAAAAGGUGCUUUUUAUACUGCCCUUCAUUUCUGUGGUACGCGAGAAAAUGUUUUACUUACAAGAUUUAUUAACUGUAGCUGGCUACCGCGUUGAAGGUUUCUUCGGCGGCUACACACCACCUGGUGGAUUUGAUAGCAUACAUGUCGCCAUAUGUACCAUAGAGAAGGCUAACUCGAUUAUAAAUAAAUUACUGGAGCAAGGUAAACUUGACGACAUAGGCACAGUGGUCGUGGAUGAAGUGCACUUGAUCUCCGAUCCAGGACGUGGUUACAUACUCGAACUGCUAAUUGCGAAAGUGUUGUACAUGUCACGCAAAUAUGGCUUCCAUUUGCAAGUAGUCACAAUGUCCGCCACAUUAGCCAAUGUUGAAUUGCUGAAACGUUGGUUAGACGCAGAGUUAUUCAUCACCGAUUUCCGACCUGUCGCGCUGAAGGAGAUGAUUAAAAUCGGUAACAAAGUGUUCGAUUCCAAAUUGCGUCCUUUGCGUGAUAUCACCUCACCCUUACAGGGCGAGGUACAUCCACUGCCGCCAAUACAGAAUGACAAUGACCACGUAGCACAAUUGUGCAUUGAAACCUUACUGGAAGGCUGCUCUGUGAUUGUAUUCUGUCCGUCGAAAGAUUGGUGUGAGAAUUUAGCUACCCAACUGGCAAGCGCCAUACAAUCGCUUAUACGUAAAGACGACUAUUGGGGUAAGCGUUUGCGCGCGCAAAUUAAAAGCGACGAAAUUGAGCAGGUAAAAAAACAGUUGCGCGAUAUACCGACAGGUCUGGAUACUGUGCUCGAGAGAAUGAUCACAUUUGGUUGUGCCUUCCAUCAUGCUGGACUUACAAGCGAAGAACGUGAUAUUAUCGAAGCGAGCUUUAAGGCAUGUGUUUUGAAGAUAAUUGUGGCGACCAGCACACUCAGCUCGGGUGUCAAUCUGCCAGCGCGACGUGUGUUGAUACGUACACCGCUCUUUGGCGGAAAGCAAAUGAGUUCACUCACAUAUCGGCAAAUGAUUGGACGCGCAGGACGCACGGGAAAGGAUACUUUAGGAGAAUCGAUUUUAAUUUGCACACCUGUCAACACGCGUAUUGGCCAAGAAUUGAUACAAGCAGAUUUGAAGCCAAUCUACUCUUGUCUGGAACAAGAGAGUAGUACUCACCUUAAACGCGCCUUACUGGAGGUGAUCUCUUCCGGUGUCGCCAUAACCAAGGAUGACAUUGAGAGCUUCGUCAACUGCACACUUUUGAGUGCCGAAAAGCAACUCAGCGAGCAGGGCAAGGAUAAAAGCACCGAUGACGAAGCACAUUUCAUAAAGGAUGCGCUCGAUUUUCUUAUAGAAUAUGAAUUUGUGCGUCUGCAAGUCGAUAACGAAACAAAUAGAGAAAGUUACGUAGCUACACGCUUAGGCCAAGCGUGUUUGGCUGCCUCGAUGCCGCCUACUGAUGGGUUGAUACUCUUCGCUGAGCUGCAGAAAUCACGACGUUGCUUUGUGUUGGAAUCCGAGCUGCAUGCUGUGUACUUGGUGACACCUUACUCGGUGUGCUAUCAACUGCAAGAUCUCGAUUGGUUACUCUUUCUCGAUAUGUGGGAGAAAUUGACGCCAGCUAUGAAAAAAGUGGGUGAAUUAGUGGGCGUUAAGGAAUCGUUUCUAGUGCGUGCAAUGCGCGGACAGUCGAAAUUGGACUACAAACUCAUGCAGAUACAUAAAAGAUUCUACACUGCAUUGGCGCUACAAGAACUGGUCAAUGAGGUGCCUAUCAACAAGGUUGCUGUUAAGUAUAAAUGCACGCGUGGCAUGCUGCAAAGUCUACAGCAAAUGUCCUCCACCUUUGCCGGCAUAGUCACCGCGUUUUGCAACUCACUGCAGUGGCCCACACUGUCGUUGGUGGUUUCUCAGUUCAAGGAACGUCUCUUCUUCGGUAUACACAGAGACCUGAUCGAUUUGAUGCGUCUGCCAGAUUUAAAUCACAAACGUGCGCGUGCGCUCUUCGACGCUGGCAUAACAACGCUGGUGGAUCUGGCGAACGCUGAUAUUUUCGAAGUCGAAAAAGUUUUAUAUAAUGCGCUGAGCUUUGAUUCAGCCAAACAGCAUGAUAAUGAAGCGGAUUACGAAGCAGAGCAACGAAAUCAAGCGCGUGAAUUUUUCAUAACGGGAAAAGUGGGUUUGACGGUGGCCGAAGGCGCUAAAUUGCUGGUACAGGAAGCGCGUAUCUUCGUGCAAUAUGAAAUCGGUGUGGGCGCCAUUAAAUGGACCCAAGAAGGUACGAAUGAAGCGAGUUCCAUUCAAAGUUUGCAUAUGUCUUGCGAAGAGCAUGAGAAGGAACUUGGCGUUAAACGCAAAAGUGUUGAGCAACGUAGCGUGGAAGAGAUUACACCACCGAAAUUGAAAAGACUGGAGAAUGAUGCGAAGCAUCAUGAGAAACCGUCAACGAGUAAAAAUGCUUUACGUGCAUUAAGACAGCGUCAGUUGUCGGCGAAAAAUGAUAAGUUAACGGUGCAGGAGAAUUUCAGUUUGAACAGCAAGGAAAAGCAAGGAAUUGAUGUUGAACCGAAAGAGGCGACAACUCAAACAAAUAGCGCGGCGAUUAAUAUAAAAGAAAAUCCCGUUGUACAAACGGUUGGGGCACAGAAGCGAAAUCGCUCAUUAACAGCUGCAACUGUUGCAAAAAUUAUUAAUGCAGAUGGUAAUAAAGAAAAUAAAGAUACUAACGCUGCUAGCAAAGCGUCUCCAACUGCCAAGAAAGCGGAAGUUUUGCAAAGAACAAAUAAAGUAGUUGAUAACAAUAAAAUUGAUGAGAAAAAAGCAAAAAAUGCUGCACAAAAUUUAAAAAAUGUUGCAACAGACUUUAACCUCAAAACAACGAAAAACGAACAAGCGCUAAAAACAGUAAAUAGUGAAACGAAAAAAUAUGCGCUACGUAAAUCUAAUGAAAAUCAAGAAAUUUCAAAGCCGGCAACAAAAGAAAGUGCAACAUUUACACCAAAUGCCAAAAGGAAUGCAAACACACUCACUCCAUCUUCCUUAAAGCAGGCAGGGAGCACCAAAAAUGAUCUCAACUCGGUUAAACAAGCAGCGAGCACCACAAAAAGUCCCACCUCGGUGAAGCAAUCGCCACAAGCAGCACAAGUUAUACGCACUGGAACACGACGUAGUCCACGUAAUCACCAAAGAAACUCGAACGGCACAAAAUUCGGUACUGUGGAAUCAAAAGUACCGCCGCCGACGUCACCACAACCCGCCAAGAAUUCCUCGAAACACUUUGACCAAUCACUUUUUCUCGCUGACGAUUCCUUCGAGUUGAAUACUGGCAUUAAUGCCGCACUUGAAGCAGCAAAUCAGUCGCAUAAAGCCUUGAAGACAUCGCCAACUACAGACAACAAAGCGAAUGACGACGAAAUUGCCGAAUCGCAGCAAAUUGUACCAGCCGUGAUCGAUUCACCCGUGCAGGCGAAGCACUCGGUGCAUGCAUCACGCCUGCUGCGCACGACACAACGCCUGAGAGCUGCGCACAAAAGCCGUAUAACGAAAGAUGAGUCUAACACUAGCACGCACCCUUCGAGUUCUAUAGAAGUGUCAGAUUUAUCACUUGAGAAUUCACUGCUUCAGAAUCCUUUGCAACUUAAUGUAUCGCAUAUUUUGAAUUGCACCAAAGUUGACGACGCCUCCGCGAAUUUCAAAAGUCUUGAGAUUGUGGAUAUCUGUGGUGACGAGCAACUUUUCAGCGCUGCACUGCGUGAGCUCUUGGAGGUCCAACGUUUCGGUUUCUGCAUUGGCUUGCAACAGCAAGAAGCCAAGUGCAAACCACUAAUAGGUGGCAAUUUGCUAAUAAAUCAGCGUGCAGGCACCGAAAAUGCGGCGCAACAGGCGGUCGCAAAAGAGUAUCAAAUCGACGAUCACACAUAUUUAGCGGGUUGCGCUUUUGGCAUCACAGAAAAUGUGGUUUACUACAUGAACAUGCAACCGGAAGGCACAUGCGCCAGCGUCACCACCGAAAUGAAAUGCAAAUUCCUGUCUUCACUGCUAACUACCGGUAAAUGCACGCUACUCUGCGUCGAUGCCAAGGAGCAGUUGAAGGUGUUGUACCGUGUUUUGGGUGAACUCAGUGAGCUGCGCGUGGAACUGGAGGAUCCCAAGGAGGCCAAUUGGCUGUUGCAGCCGGAUAAGUUCAUGACUUUCCAGCAAAUGACUCAACAAUUCGCGCCGGAAUGCACAGCGCUCACCGGUUUAUGUGGCAAUGGACGCGGUUAUAGCAGUCACGGCUUGGACACAGUUAGCGCUAUUACGGCUAAGGUUAGAUGUUCCGUCGAGGCUUGCGUCACGGUGCACAUACUGAAAACCCAAAUAGAAAACCUGGAACGUAUCGGCUCAGGUCAAUUAUACAAAUUUUUUAAAGAACUUCAAAUGCCUUUGCAGAAUUCACUUUGCAAUAUGGAAUUGAUCGGCUUUCCAGCAAAUGAAGCUGCCUUGCGGAAAUUGUUUCAACAAAUGCUGGAAACGAUGAAAAAACUUGAAUUGAAAAUCUACGAAAUGCAUGGUGGAAGAUUCAAUUUGGGCUCAACGAGUGCGGUGGCGAAGGUUCUCGGCCUACACCGCAAACCCAGCGGCCGCGUAAGCACCUCUCGCCAAAUACUUGAAAAGCUGGAUUCACCAAUUUCGCAAGCGAUCAUAGCCUAUCGCAAAAUAAGCACCACACUUUCGAAAAAUAUACAACCACUUUUGAAAUGUGUGCAAAAUAAUAGAAUACAUGGACAGAGUAUAACUUAUACGCAGACUGGACGCAUUUCCAUGACCGAGCCGAAUUUACAAAAUGUGGCCAAGAACUUUGUGGUCACUUUGGAAGGUAGCGAAGACAUAGUUAUAUCCUGCCGCGGCGCAUUUUUUCCCACAGAAAGUGGACGCUGUUUACUCUCCGCCGAUUUUUGUCAGCUUGAAAUGCGCAUACUCGCGCAUCUUUCACAAGACCCAGCGCUGCUGAAGGUGAUGAACACCGAUAGAGACAUUUUCAACGCCAUAGCAGCGCGUUGGCACAAAGUGAGCGAAAAUGCUGUUUCCGCGGAGUUACGCGACGGCACCAAGCAAAUUUGCUAUGGCAUCGUUUACGGUAUGGGCAUGCGCAGUUUGGCCGAUGCCUUGAAGUGCACCGAACAGGAGGCAACAACGCUAUCGCAGCAAUUCCAUUUGGCCUAUCCGAGUAUAAGAGCAUAUACCGAAAAAGUAGUAAAAUUUGCACGCAAUAAUGGUUAUAUUGAAACCAUCACGGGACGUCGUCGUUAUUUGGAGCAUAUAAAUAGUUGUGAAUCACAGCAGAAAAAGCAUGCCGAGCGCCAGGCAAUCAAUUCGACGAUACAAGGUUCGGCCGCCGAUAUAGCAAAGAGUGCUAUACUACGCAUGGAGAAGAAUAUCGAGAAGUAUCGUGACAAAUUGGGUAUAACGAGCUCGAAAGCAGUGCGUUUCGUGCUGCACAUACACGACGAGCUGGUAUUCGAGCUGCCCACUGAGAAGGCGAAAAAAGUUGCGAAAAUCUUGAGUCUCACCAUGGAGAAUUGCGUUAAGCUGAGCGUGCCGCUUAAGGUGAAACUCAAAAUGGGUCGGAGUUGGGGCGAGCUGCAAGAUAUCAAGUUAUAACCACUACACAGCUCAAUUUGUUGAUAUUUUAAAAAAUAAUAAUUAUUUGUUAAGUUUGCCAAUUUAUACGCCUACAAAAUACAAUUCAUUAAGCGAGAUACAAAAUA